AUGGCGCGGUGCUGGCGAUCCAAACCGGUGAUUCUCGUGCUUUUCAUACAGCUCUGCUUUUCUCUUAUCUAUUCGUCGCUCGCAAUUUCUCCCGGGUCUGCUGAUGGGUACACCAUCCAUGGUCGAGUGAAGAUCCACAGUAUGGGGGCGAAAGGGUAUGGCCUUUACCAAAAAACAUCAAAUGUCAAAGUCAUACUAAAUGCUGGUCAAAGUGUUACCUUUCUGAGGCCUGAUGGAUUUUUUUCAUUCCAUAAUGUGCCUGCGGGGACUCAUCUGAUUGAAGUGACUGCAAUAGGCUAUUUCUUUUCUCCGGUCCGAGUCGAUGUUAGUGCCAGAAACCCGGGCAAGGUUCAGGCAGCGCUGACUGAAAAUAGGAGGGGCCUAAAUGAGUUUGUUUUAGAGCCAUUGAGAGAGGAACAGUAUUAUGAGAUAAGGGAACCCUUCUCCAUAAUGUCUCUUGUAAAGAGCCCAAUGGGUCUGAUGGUUGGAUUUAUGGUAAUUGUUGUGUUUUUGAUGCCGAAGUUAGUGGAGAACAUGGAUCCUGAAGAAAUGAGGCGGACACAAGAAGAAAUGAGAAACCAAGGGGUUCCAUCACUAGCGAACUUGUUACCUGGUGCUGCGAGGAGUUAA
Prunus armeniaca (apricot) is the source of this 630-nucleotide messenger RNA. The record is from the annotation of a GenBank genome assembly. NCBI's taxonomy places the organism in Eukaryota, Viridiplantae, Streptophyta, Magnoliopsida, Rosales, Rosaceae.